AUGAAAACUAAAAAAUGGGUGUUGGAAAAACUUCUUCCAAAUUUGCAACCAAACAGUGUCGUAUGCAUGAAUAAUGCACCGUAUCAUAGGACUGUCGAAAACCGCACUCCAACGAAGUAUUCUACAAAAAAAGUUGAUAGACUGGUUGAAAAAGGUAUACCCUGCGUUCAAAAAACGCGAAAAGCGGAACUGUUCUCUCUUAUAGACAGUAAUCGUCCAAAGAAAAUUGUCUAUAAAAUUGAUAAUUUAAUAGAGAAAGAAGGACAUGAAGUUAUCCGACUACCCCCUUAUCAUUGCGAUUUGAACGCAAUCGAAUUUGUGUGGUCCUCUCUAAAAAGAAUAAUAAAGGAACAAAAUGUUACAGGCGAUUUAAGUUUGGACAAUCUGAAAUCUCUUCUUCAAACAGCUAUCACUGAAGUUACUUCGGAAGAAUGGGCAGCGCAUUGCAAACACGUAGAAAAGCUUGAAAAUAAUUAUUGGGAAAAAGAUGGACUGUUAGAAGAUUUAGUGGACGAACUGUCAUUUCAAAUUGAUACUAAUGAUUCUGAUUCAGAAGAAACCGAAACUUGUGAGAGUGAUUUAGAGGAUUUUGAAAUGCUUGAAUGA
Messenger RNA from Argiope bruennichi, 606 nucleotides. RefSeq lists its product as uncharacterized. The record is from RefSeq and is a predicted model, not a curated record. Bases 1 to 606 code for a protein of 201 amino acids. The transcript has a single exon. Lineage: Eukaryota; Metazoa; Arthropoda; Arachnida; Araneae; Araneidae. Gene Ontology annotation, molecular function: nucleic acid binding.